Messenger RNA from Aspergillus nomiae NRRL 13137, 7848 nucleotides. RefSeq names its product type I polyketide synthase. The transcript has 13 exons. Lineage: Eukaryota; Fungi; Ascomycota; Eurotiomycetes; Eurotiales; Aspergillaceae. Bases 1 to 7848 code for a protein of 2615 amino acids. Gene Ontology annotation, biological process: secondary metabolite biosynthetic process; fatty acid biosynthetic process. The record is from RefSeq and is a predicted model, not a curated record. Gene Ontology annotation, molecular function: oxidoreductase activity; 3-oxoacyl-[acyl-carrier-protein] synthase activity; fatty acid synthase activity.
AUGGAUUCAGUUGUCUCGAACCCAAUCGCAGUCAUUGGCUUCUCCCUCAAGUUCCCGGGAGAUGCCAAUUCCUCAGAAGCAUUCUGGCGCAUGUUAGAAGAGAAAAGAUGUGCAAUGACUGAAUGGCCGGUAGACCGAGUUAAUCUGGAAGCAUUUAUUCACCGUGAUUCAAAGGACUACGUUCUGGGAGCCCAUUUUAUGAAAGAAGACCCUGCCUUGUUCGAUGCUCCGUUCUUUGGAAUCUCUGGAACCGAGGCAGCUGCCAUGGAUCCGCAACACCGCAUCUUGCUAGAAACUGCGUAUCGAGCUCUUGAAUCUGCGGGAAUACCGAUAGAAAAGGCAAGCGGAACCAAGACAGGCGUCUACACUGGUUGUAUGACGGACGACUACAAGCGAAUAACGAGCCAUGAUCUUGAUCUUACUCCAAAGUACGCUGUUUUAGGUACGACAAUGUCUAUGCUAGCGAAUAGAUUGAGCUGGUUCCUCAACUUGCAUGGUCCAUCUGUGAGCUUGGACUCAGCAUGCUCAAGUAGCUUAAUGGCGCUGGACAUGGCUUGCCAAGGGUUGCGAAACAAAGAUUCGGAUAUGGCACUGGUAGCUGGGUCUGCCCUGAUUCUGGGGGCUGAAGCCAUUCUGUCCCUGACAAGGAUGAAUGUUUUGUCCCCUCAUGGGCGUUCAUAUAGCUUCGACUCCAGGGCGAAUGGAUACGGUCGUGGUGAGGGAUGUGGUGUAGUUGUUCUUAAGCGUCUAUCAGAUGCGAUAGCAGAUGGAGACUCUAUCAGAGCCGUUAUUCGUUCAACUGGCUCUAACCAAGACGGAUAUACACCCGGUGUGACACAACCGAGCAAGGAGUUGCAAGCUCGUUUGAUUCUAGAUACUUAUAGAAAGGCUGGUUUAAGUCUUUCAGAGACCAGAUUCUUUGAAGCGCAUGGAACCGGCACCGCGAUUGGUGAUCCUACAGAGGCCGAAGCAAUAGGAAGCGUAUUCAGAAUGAUUCGCUCGGCGGAUGAUCCCCUCUAUAUUGGUGCGGUAAAAUCUAAUAUUGGCCAUCUAGAAGGUGGCAGUGGGAUAGCCGGCAUCAUAAAAACCAUCAUGGUGCUUGAAAAAGGGAUCAUACCACCGAACGCGAACUUUGAGUGCUUAAACCCUGAGAUAGAUGCAGAGUUCUUGAACAUCAAAAUCCCUACCGAGAACACACCCUGGCCUACUAAAGGGCUGCGGAGAGCGUCAGUCUCUUCCUUCGGCUAUGGGGGCUCAAAUGCCCAUGCGGUGUUAGAAGAUGCUUUUCACUACUUGGAAAGCCACAACCUCACUGCAACGCACUUCUCUGUUACGGAUCCUCCAUCCGAUAGAAAACUAACAAAUCACUCUGAACAACACCCUGUUGAUGUACCUGGUAAUCACAAUACCAAGCGACCAGUAAGGCGGCUUUUGAAGCCUUUAUUGUUCGUUUGGUCAUCCAAAGACGAGGGAGGAGUCCAGCGGACGGUUGAUGCAUAUAACCAUUUUUUCCGGGGAAUCACAGAUAAAGAUAUCGACGAAGCAAGGUUUCUAGGCCAAUUAGCCACGAUUCUGGCGGUUAAGAGAAGUAAACUGUCAUGGAGAGUAUUUGCCCUGGCAGAUUCCUUGGGUACGUUGAAAACCUUGGAAAGCGUGACGUCGAAGCCCAUCCAAACGAGCAAACUCCUCGGCCUUGGGUAUAUAUUCACGGGUCAAGGAGCACAGUACUACCAUAUGGGCAUGGACCUUAUCCAAUAUCCUGUUUUUCGUCAGACCAUGGAGUUAUGUGAUGAGGCCCUUCAUUCUUUUGGCUGUGGGUGGUCAACCCUGGACCUACUAGCCCAUCCGGAUGUUUCUUAUGAUAUCAGUGAUCCUGAGAUCUCGCAGCCACUUACAACGGCAUUACAAAUAUCAUUAGUGGAAUUGUUAUCUUUUUUCGGUCUCAAGCCAUCAACUGUUGUUGGACAUUCCUCUGGCGAAAUUGCUGCUGCCUAUGCGGCAGGAGCACUCUCGUUGCCCUCAGCUUGCCAGGUGUCAUACUUCCGAGGUGUACAUGCGGGUAGCCUCAAAAAAAGAGGCACGGGUGCAAUGCUGGCAGUUAGCCUUUCUGAAAAUGAGGUUGAACCAUACCUAGAGCUCGCACGAUCUAAACAUGGGAACUUGAGUCUUUUUGUAUCGUGCAUAAAUAGUCCAUCCAAUAUAACCAUUUCUGGAGAUUCUGAAAUGGUUGGCUAUUUGAAGGCAACCCUGGACAAGGAGAAUAUCACCUCACGCCCGCUAAGGACAGGAAUAGCAUACCACACUCCUCAGAUGAGAGAGAUUUCAGCAGACUACGCGCUAUCCCUGCAAGGACUAACAAGGUCACCGCAAGUUACUCGUUCAGUGACCAUGAUAUCAUCUGUAUCGGGAAAAAUGAUUGAGAAUCUGGAGUCUCUUUCCACCCCCAACUACUGGGUCAAAAACCUUCUGAAUCCAGUAAGGUUCUGCAACGCAAUGAUCGAAGCUUUAUCUAGUACUACAAUUGAUCAGACAAGGAGAAAACAUGGGUCCUCUAAAGAACCUACAGUGUCUGACUGGCUGGAAGUUGGUCCUCAUUCAACCCUCCAGCGGCCUUUCCGUGAAAUCCUCCAAGCGACUCCCAAUAAAGGGGACGUCAGAUAUGCCUCAGUCCUUGAUAGACGGCUUCCUCCUUUCCAAUCUUUACUUUCGUUGGCUGGUCGUCUCUACUCCCAAGGCUUUGAAAUAUCCCUGAACAAGAUCAAUCAAAUACAGGAGGGAAUGCCAAUCUCCGAGAAAGCCCUGGUGAAUCUUCCCGAGUACCAAUUCAAUCACUCAAGGAGAUAUUGGCAUGAAUCAUCAACUGGCAGGAAUGUCCGCUUGAGGCCGCACAAGCGCCAUGAACUUCUUGGUACUCCUACACCGGAAUCAACUCCUUCGGAGGCAAUAUGGAGGAAAAUAUUUGAUUCAUCUGAGACACCGUGGAUCCUGGAUCACAGCGUAAACGGAAAGCCUAUAUAUCCUGCCAGCGGAAUGAUCGUUAUGGCCGUUGAGGGAGCCACACAACUGGUGAAUCAAACACGCAAUAUAUCCGGAUUUCUUGUUCAAGAUGCAGUCUUCAUGCAUCCAAUUUCCAUUAGCCAAAUUGCAACAACAGAGGCCAAUUUAUAUAUGCGAUCCUUGCAUCAGGUUGUUGAUAAAAGUUCCCAAUCUUAUGAGUUUCGUAUCUAUACAGAGCUCGGACAUCAAUGGCAAGAGACUUGCCGAGGGAUUAUCUCGGUACAAUCUGAGAAUCAAGUUGGUGAGACUGACCAGAAUAUCCUGAAUCUUCUUCGCGCCUCGGAGUCAGAGCAUUAUCAAAGCCAACUGGAAGAUGCAGUGCGCCAAUGCCGUGAGAAGGUCUCCUCCACUACGAUGUAUAAGGCUUUCGAGGCCAAUGGCCUGAACUACGGCCCCGCAUUUCAGGUUCUCGAUGAUAUAGCUUGGAAUGACAAUGGCUGUGCGGUAGGGACUAUUAAGGUGUUCCCAUGGACGAGGAAGCAAUCCCGAAAUGGCCAACAAAGACACGUUAUACAUCCAGCGACAGUUGAUGGUCUUGGUCAGCUUGGUUGGGCUGCACUUACAAAGGGAGGUCGAGUGGUACUCUCCAAUGGAUUGGUAUCUACACGUGUACGGCAAGCCUGGAUAUCUGCAAGCGGAGCUUCGUCCUUCCAAACCUCUAGGUUGAAAGCUUACACCCAAUCUGAGAUAGUAGGGCUCCGUGGGGCAAACAUAUCUGUGGUAGCGUUAGAUGAUGCUGGCCGACCGAAAUUGCGUAUUUCAAGCAUUGAAAUGACCUCGGUCUCUGGUAGUUGGGAAACCAGUACAGCUAGCCUGCAGCGCAAACAAUUGUGCUACUCGAUCGAGUGGAAGCCUGAUAUACAGCUUUUGUCCAAAGAGCAGCUCCAAAUUCAGUUCGGUCCCCAGCAAAGAGAUGAAGACCACUAUGAAUUUUGGGAUUAUCUUGAAAUCCUGCUUCUGUACUUUGCUCGCAAGGUGGUACAGAAAGCAGAUGCUUUGGGAACAUCUCAUCUAUCAUUCCACCUUCAAAAGUAUGUUUCCUGGUUAAAGUGGCAACUUGAUCGUUAUAAUUCUGGCCAUGUGCUGCCAAUUUUGGGCCAUCACCCUCUUCUCCAAGAUGACGACCCUGAACUUGUCCAAAGACUCUGCCAGAAAGUUAUGGAAAUGAGCCCAGAAGGGAAUCUAUUUGUUACAGUGGGAAAUAAGAUAGAGGGAAUCCUCGAGGGAACCGUUGAACCUUUAGAGCUAUUGUUUAGCGAUGGUUUGGCAGCAAAUCACUACUGCCUGGCAUGCAACAGAUUACUGGAGCGUGGCCAUUUUAGCAGCUAUCUUGAGGCUUUGGGGCAUCGGAGCCCGUCGAUGAGGAUCUUAGAGAUAGGUGCUGGGACGGGCUCAAUGACGAAUCAUAUUCUCCAAGCAUUGAGUUCGAACAGUACUGGAAAAGGCCACAUGUCAAAAUUUCUGCGGUAUGAUUACACUGAUAUCUCGGAAGCCUUCUUCGAAGAUGCAAGACAACGUUACGCUUCUUACGGACAGAAAUUUAACUUUCGUAUUCUUGACAUUGAGAAUGACCCGGGAAAACAGGGCUUCGAGCUUGGAAGCUACGAUCUUGUAGUGGCUGGAUGGGUUCUACAUGCGACUAAAAAUCUCAGUGUGUCUAUUCAUAAUGUUAGAAAGUUGCUUAAGCCUGGUGGGAAGCUUGUGCUGGUAGAGUUGACACAACCCGAGACCUUAAGGAAUGGCUUUAUUUUUGGCACUCUUCCUGGAUGGUGGCUAAGCACUGAAGAGUACCGGCAAUGGGGACCUUCGAUAUCGGAAGAGAAGUGGACUGAAAUACUCAAACUAAACCACUUCAACGAUCUCGACCUUGUGUAUGCAGAUAAUGAGACAGAAAGAUACCGGGAGCACAGCCUCAUGGUCGCUACAGCAGCAUGCACGACGACUGGACUUUCCAUGCAAGGCAAUACGAGAAGGCGUAUUGUUUUCGUCGUUGAUGCUAAUCGCCAGUUGCAAGCAAAUUUGGUUCAAUAUCUUACCCAUGCUCUAAGCUCGGAGCAGAUAGAAUGCGAAACUUUAUCAUUCAGAGAAAUAGCAGCGUUGUCAGUGGCCGAUAACCCCUUGGUUGUUUUCCUCCCUGAGAUUGAAACAUCUGUCCUUGCCGACUUGAGCAAUGAUCUCUUCCAGGCACUGCACACAUUUCUCUGUACGGUACAAGAUGUGGUAUGGGUUACAGCUUCUAGCAAAAGAACCCCAGCAUCGGCAAAGAUGCAUCUCAUUCGAGGAUUGGCCAAAGUGCUCUGCACAGAGAACGACCGGCUGUCCUUUGUCACAGCAAGCCUGGAACACCGCGGGGAUAACCUUGCACGUUGGGAGAAGCACAUCCACAGCAUAAUAUCGAGUCGCCUAUUAGAAGGUAGAGAGGCCACCGAAUUAGAUUAUCAGGAGCAGGAUGGAGUUUUGUGCAUUGGCCGAGUAGCCGAGGCUGAGGACAUGAACGACCUCUUGUUUGAGCAAACCCAGGCACCGUUGAAAAUGAGGCAAUUUCGACAGAAUAUCCCGCUAUCUGUCCGUAUCUCUAACCCAGGGUCUCUCGAUGCCAACUCGAUGAUAUUUGUCGAAGACUUGGAGUAUGGCAAAGGUCAUCUUUCACCUUAUGAGAUUGAAAUCGAGGUUAAGUCAGUUGGCGUGAACUUCCGGGAUGUGCUUAUCUUGCUCGGGAAAUUGCGCGACGGCGCCACAUUAGGACAUGACUGUGCGGGAAUUGUGACUCGUGUUGGCUCACAUUGUCAGUCUCUCAGGCCUGGAGACCCUGUUUGCGCCGCAAUUGGAGGUUGUCUUCGCACCUUUGCUCGAUGUGACUAUCGUCAAGCAUGCAAACUCCCCAACGACAUGACAUUCACUGUGGCUGCGAGCAUACCUACUCCCGGCGCAACGGCUUACCAUUGUUUAGUAAAGAUUGCUCACCUCCAAAAGGGCGAGUCAGUUCUCAUUCAUGCUGGAGCCGGUGGUACUGGGCAGAUGGCGAUUCAAAUAGCUCAAAACUUAGGCGCAGAAAUAUUUGUGACUGUUGGAUCACAGGAAAAGCGAAACCUUCUUUCAGAGAGAUAUAACAUCCCGCAAGAUCACAUCUUGUAUAGCAGAGACACUUCUUUUACCAGGCGCCUAAUGCAAUUGACCGGCGACAGAGGAGUGGACGUGGUGCUUAAUUCAUUAUCAGGAGAUAGUCUCAUUGCUUCAUGGGAAUGCAUCGCACCGUUUGGUCGAUUUGUCGAGAUCGGAAGAGCUGACGUGGACGCAAACUCAAGGCUCCCAAUGGGCAGAUUCGCAAAAAAUGUGUCCUUCUCUGUUGUGGCGAUGGAUCAUGUUUGCCAUGCAUGCCCGGCACUUCUCCAAGAGUCCUUAGAGCCCGUGCUGAGAAUGAUCGCAGAAAAAGCUCUACAGCCAGCCUGGCCACUACAAGUCUAUCCCGUUUCUGCCCUUGAGGAUGCUUUUCGGCUAGUGCAGAGCGGAAAGAGCAGUGGUAAGGUAGUCAUAAGCCUGGGCGAGGCGGAUAUCGUGCGUACCUCCUUGCGCCAUGAGCCAUCUUACUUGCUCUCUCCAGAUGCGACAUAUGUCAUUGCAGGAGGGCUCGGGGGUCUUGGCCGUAGUUCUGCUCGAUGGAUGGCGUCAAUGGGGGCAAAGCAUCUGAUUCUGCUGUCACGUUCAGGGCCAAAGACGGAUGCCUCCCGACAGUUGAUAGAGGAACUCGCCAAGCAUGGAGUCAAUGUAAGAACGCCACGCUGCGAUGUUGCCUGCAUGGACGCACUAUCUGCGGCGCUCCUUGAUUGCAGCGACUUGCCUCCGAUAAAGGGUUGCAUCCAAGCCACAAUGGUCUUACAGGACACUAUAUUCGAAAAACUAACUUAUGCUCAGUGGGAUGCUACUAUUCGCUCAAAAGUACACAGUACUUUGAACUUGCACUCCCUUCUUCCAACAGACCUGGAUUUCUUCAUUCUUCUCUCCUCUCUCGCUGGAGUUUUUGGUUCAGUCUCCCAAGCUAACUAUGCAGCUGGAAACGCAUUCCAAGACGCAUUUGCUGCAUAUAGACGGUCGCUCGGCCAGCGCGCCAUCUCCCUUGACCUGGGCCGAAUGGACGGUGUUGGCAUUAUCGCAGAAAACGAGAAAUACGCACAGAACCAGAACAAUGUGCCCGUAAUGGCGCACAUCCCUGAGGCCGAUUUCCAUGCAUUACUAGAGCAAUGUUGCCGCCCGGAGCAUAAGGACACCCCAGACCAAGUAGUACCGGAACCAAAGCCUGGCACAUUAGCUCAAACGCACCAAAUCCUCGUUGGCCUCACUACCCCCGCACAGUUUCGCGCACAGAACAUCGAUCCUCCCACAUGGCUCUUGGAGCGCGGGCUUUUCAAAACCCUCCAGCGGGAGUUGGUAGAGGACACGGAAGGGGAACACUUCCCGGACCCGAACACAGCUUCAAACAGCCCAAGUUACUGGCAAUCUGCGUUUGUGCGCGCAGGUCCCUCCUCGGCUUCGUCAGUUGUGGUAAAGGGACUGACCCAGAAGCUCUCACGUGCGCUUGACGUGUCAAUCGAAGAGAUUGAUCUGCAGCGGUCUCUGGCCAUGCAGGGCGUUGACUCAUUGUUGGCCGUAGAAUUGCGCCAUUGGAUAUCUCGCGCCUUUAAAGCGGACGUCUCCGCCCUGGAUAUUAGCAGUGCGCCCAGUUUGGAUGAGUUAGGUGCGUUGAUUGUGGAACGAAGUGAGCUCUUUCAGGGGCAGCGAGCGGAAAUGCAGUAA